Messenger RNA from Zophobas morio, 3449 nucleotides. Its product is annotated as fibroblast growth factor receptor 4-like. The record is from RefSeq and is a predicted model, not a curated record. Gene Ontology annotation, molecular function: transmembrane receptor protein tyrosine kinase activity; ATP binding. Lineage: Eukaryota; Metazoa; Arthropoda; Insecta; Coleoptera; Tenebrionidae. The transcript has 17 exons. Bases 234 to 3329 code for a protein of 1031 amino acids. Gene Ontology annotation, biological process: positive regulation of kinase activity; protein phosphorylation; multicellular organism development. Gene Ontology annotation, cellular component: plasma membrane; signaling receptor complex.
UAGGUACAACACCUGAAGAUUAUAUGGAUGUUACAUAAUUUACAUAUAAACGUGUUUGUUGAUAAAAGAUGUGUUUACGUACGGUUAUAUACCGUCGAAUAUGCCAAUCUAUUUAAUUUUUCACGAAGCAGUCAUUCUGGAUUCCCGAUAAACCGAAGGUUACAAAUGUGUAAAAACCAAGGAUGAGAUUGAAACUAUCUUAGUUAGCCGAAGAGAUCCCGCAAUGUUGUAACAUGUGCUGUUUUCAGUUUAGUGUUGUUAGAGUGUUGUGGUUUUUCAGCGAACUAGCGUUUUUCGGUGUUUUCAGUUACGUAACAGAACCUCAACUACGAGAUCUCAGUAAUGGCCAUACUAUAAUAGGACAAGAUAUACAGUUGGAAUGUACGGUAACCUGCGACAAACCCAACGUUUUGAUAGAGUGGAGGGCACCUCUAAACCUGCAUUUAAAGAAGGAGCGUAUAAAUAUUACCAAAGAUGAAACAUAUGAUUCACAUGUGUACGUCACAAGAAGUCUUUACGUCAUUAGUAAAUCUGUUAUUGAAGACAAUUCGAUCUAUUACUGCAGAGCGUCAGAUCCAGAAAACCCCUUUAACACAAAAUAUACAUACAUAUGGGCACCAGCUUAUCGCGCAGAUGAACACAUAAUUCAGUUUAACAACAAUCAAAUAUUUUUCAACAAAACAAACACUGAACUAGAAGUACAUAUCAGAGCUCAUCCAGAAGCUACGUUCUAUUGGAUCAACAAAGAAAACGAAACUAUUACUCCAUCGUCAGAAAAAUUCAAAGUCCUGACAACACUGUCUAAUGGAGCUACAAAUUACAAAUCCGUUCUAAAAUUCAACAAUAUUUCUAAUGACGAUUUUGGAAAUUACACGAUUGUCGGUAGAAACGAGUACGGCAACAGAACAUUCCCAAUUUUGGUAAACUUAACCGGACCACCAUCAACAAGUGUUACAGUCAAAAAAGACGGUGACCACUACGUAUUUAAGUGUCUGUCUACGGGUUUUCCCAAGCCACUUAUUAGCUGGAAAUUUGAAAAGUGCAAUAGCUUAUCUUGUUUUGAAGAAAAUGAGGAGACAUAUCUAAGAAAUGGUACUGAAAUCAAGGAAUUCCGGUCUGAAGAUAACGGUUUACAAACGAUUUCAUACAUUAAGAUUAACAAAUCUAGUAUAGGUACGGUUAAAGCAACUGGAAUAAACCAAUUUGGCUAUAACAAUGCACUGCAACACAUUUACAAGGUCAAGAGUGGAUUUGAAGUUUAUGUCCGAAACACGUUAGUAGAUCAAAACGAAAUAACAGUAGAAAUGUUAUUCAAAGAGAAUCUUGAAAUUAUGUGUGGAGUUUCUCUGGAAGAAUACUACCAUGAGAUAAAAUGGUUUCGUGAAGGAAGAAAUAUGUCACUGAACGAUAUUCGAGUUCCCAUUAGAGGUUUUGACGAAUAUAGUAUAAAGGAUAUUAAUGCUAUACAUAGCAGCGUAUCUAUAAUUAAAUUUAACAUAGAUCCAACGGAUACUGGAAAAUAUUUUUGUAAGGCUUUAACAAGAGAUGGAAAAACUGUAACAAAAGUUAUCACAGUGAUAGGAAGAGAAACGCCUGAUCUGAGAGUAGCCAGUAAUAUGCGGAAUAAAACUAUGUUAGCCAAAUUUGGAAAAUCGGCCAAAUUUUACUGUAACUCUAACGGAUAUCCAACACCCUCUAUUCAGUGGUUCAAGAACAAUGCUUCGCUCACAAAUUCGGCUAAAAUUCAAAUUUUAGACAAAAAUCAAACUCUUAUGAUCGAUGAUGUUGGCCCGAAUGACAACGGAACAUAUAGUUGUAAUGUUUCGAACAGGUUUCAACAAACAACACAGUUUGCUACCCUGGGAGCUAUUGAAAACGACUUUGACUGGUUAUUGGUAGUCAUAAUUGUUCUUGCAAUUGUGCUGAUAGCGAUAACAAUUAUCAUGGUACUUAAGAUACGCAAAGAAAAUAGGAUCAAAGAGGAACUGAAACUGGCUGGAUUAUCUAACUUUGAAGCAGGAGCUGUUGAGUAUAUAAACCCGAAACUGAGAAUUGAGAACCAAGGAGAAUUACUUCCUUAUGAUAAAAAAUGGGAAAUUCCGUUAGAAAAUCUCACAUUAGGAAAAGAACUUGGCUCAGGAGCUUUUGGCGUUGUUGUCAAAGCUGAACUUUCUGGUUUACCUACUAAAGAGAGUAGGAGUACUGUUGCUGUUAAAACGGUUAAUAAAUUUGCUGGAUACGAAUGUAUCAGGGCGUUGGUGUCAGAACUAAAGAUUAUGGUGCAUUUAGGAAAGCAUGUCAAUAUUGUUAAUUUAGUAGGUGCCUGCACCAAGGAUGUUAUGAAAAAAAAACUGCUUGUGGUCGUUGAAUUUUGUCCUUUUGGCAAUCUCCAAGAAUAUAUUCUACAAAAUAGUAAUCGAUUCAUUGAUCAGAGAAGGGAAGACAGAGAUGGAUUUGAUUGGACUAUUGAUCCUAAAGCAUCUAAAAAAGAAAAAAGUACAACUAACUUACAGUAUACAACGGUAUGUUUCACGAGUGAUUCUUCUAAGUCAGGUUCUGAAGAUUUAUCCGGAAAUGUGGAGGAGGAAAAGGUGGAAUAUAUGUGUAGCCAAGAUUUCCUGGUGUGGGCAUUGCAGAUUUCUAAAGGAAUGGAAUAUCUAGCCUCACGUAACAUUCUUCAUGGAGAUUUGGCAGCCAGAAAUGUACUUUUAUCCGAAAAUAACGUGGUAAAAAUUUCCGAUUUUGGUUUGGCCAGAAACAUGUACAAGAGUGGUAUAUAUCAGAAAAAAGAACAAGGUCCUUUACCAGUCAAAUGGAUGGCGGUGGAAUCUAUAGGAGAAAAUAUUUUCUCGAGUCAAUCAGACGUUUGGUCUUUUGGCGUUGUAUUGUGGGAAUUCUUUUCAUUAGCCAAGACUCCGUACCCUGGAAUGCCAGUAGAUCAAAAUUUCUACAAUAAGCUUUUCAGUGGGUAUAGAAUGGAAAUGCCAUAUUUUGCCACAACACAAAUAUAUGAAAUGAUGCUGGAAUGUUGGAAUGUAAUUCCGACUAAAAGACCAACGUUUAGUGAACUAGCAAAAUGGAUAGGAGUUUUGCUUGAAGAUUCAGUGACAGAACACUAUCUGAGCAUCAAUGGUUCGUACAUCUUGGUCAACGGUAAUCAGUCUGAAGUUGAUCAAACCGAUUAUCUUUCUAUGAUGAGUUCACCAAGUAUUGAGUUUCCUCAUUAUUUGAGCAACAUAAAUUACUUCCAUACAUAUCAAAACAAUACGAACAGUGUUACUGACAAGACUGAAAAUAAGGCUUAUGACAAUAAUGCUUACGUCGGGUAAUUUUUGAGUCACUUGGAAAACAAAUUGUGAGACUGUUAAUUGUUAAUAAUAAAUGUUACAGAUGAAGUGUAAUGCUUUUGUAAAAAAAUAAUAUAUGUAAGACACGUUUGUUUUUGAAAA